Molecule: messenger RNA, 4998 nt
Organism: Rhineura floridana
Lineage: Eukaryota; Metazoa; Chordata; Lepidosauria; Squamata; Rhineuridae
Exons: 6
Coding region: 335-913 (192 amino acids)
Molecular function (GO): zinc ion binding
Source: RefSeq, a predicted model, not a curated record
GGCUGCGCAUACUUACUACAUAAACAUAAACACCUCUCAGCUGUAUUGUUAAGUUGAAAGAAGCAGUUUGUUGACUAGGUGCCUCCUGAACUUCUGAGCCAGGAUGUGCAAAAGAAAGAGAGUGAUGGCAUUUUAACUGCUGGUCUAUGGUACUGACGCUGUGAAGAAUGUUUUGUGAUAAAAUAUUGGACGCCUGCCCAGUUUGCUGUGUGCUAGGAGCAGGAAGAAAAACGCAAUCGAGCAAAAGGACAUCUGAAUGAAUUCCCAAGACCGUACAUGGGGGCAAGACUUUUAGCAUAAAAUGACAUUUGCCAGGGAGUGAAGGAACUUGGCAAUGGACAGUGGUUAUGAAUUGUUCAAAAUCUACCCUGACUCAGCCCCUCUUAUCAAUGCAGAGUCAAAAGAAUGUUUUAUCUGUCGGGAAGGAGACGAGAUGGGCCGUGACGCUCUGCUGCACUUCUGUGACUGCAAAAACUUGAUUGCUCACCAGAAAUGUCUUUUAACUUGGAUACAAAAGCUUCUUCAGGAUGAAGGCGCUCCAAGAUGCAAAGUGUGUACUGCCGAGUACCAGCUCGAGAAAAAAUCACCCUGGGGAGUUCUGCUGUUGCGAUGGCACAAAUGGGUUGUCUUUUGCACAAUUCUGGCUGCAAUGAUCAGCAUUCCACUUCUGGUCUAUCAAAUGAUAAUUGCUUUUAAGGAUCCUCCUCCCAGUCUUGUUUUCCACAUAGCAUCUGUCUGCUUUGGAGUGCUCUCAGAGAUACUUCUGACCAACCAAUUUAUUUUUCUUUCAGAUCAUGCCAAAAAGAGCCUGAUUCUGGAUUCUGGUCCAAACUCAGAGCAGACUGUCUCAGAAUGCACUGGCUCAUCUCUUGAGAGUUUUUCCAUUGUCACAUGGCUGCAGUUAAUUCCAUAGAUUUUCACUCUAUCAAACUCCAUCACGUCAUUCCAGUCCAGAAGAUUAUCCAAGCCAUUGAUAACUUUAUCUCUAAUAUCUUCAUUAAUUUCUUCAGAGAUAACGUUAAAUUCCAAACAGUAGAUUUUAUUUCUAAUAUCCAUAAACUCCAGAUCUUUUUCCAAUUCCACAUUUGUUCCAAUCUCCAGGGCUUGUAUCUUCCCUUUAUUUUUUCUUUUCUCAUCUCUGAUCUCAUUCUCCUCUCUCACAGGAUCCCCUAUUUCUUUAAGCUCCUGCGUCAUUUUGCUCAGUUCAAUUUUCAGCUCCUUACUGCCCUGUCGCAGGGUUUGUUUCGUUAUCUCAAUCUCAUCCAUUAUUUUCUGAAACAUAAUUACUUCCAGAUUCUCAGCCACUUUCUUGAUUGCCAUUUUUAAAACCACGAAAACAAAGCAAAACAGAAAUAAAGAAGAACCACUUCUUAUUUCAGCAACAAUUGGGUUAAUAUUCCAGGCUUGAUGACAUCACAGUAUAAACAGAGCAGCCUGCCUUAUCUCUCUAUGUUCAAGAAUACAAAACAAAUUUGGUUCCCAGCAUCAAAACAGUUAGUGGCGUCGUGAAGAAGCAGAUUCGUCGAAAUAAAAUAGACCAAAAAGAGAAUAGUCCCAGACAAUAUAACAUUCCUCGGAAUAGAAAUCCCUCUUCUGUUUAUAUCUUUAGGAUGCACUUCCAGGACAGCUUUUUGCAACAGAAACAGAGAUAAGCUGUUAAUUUCGUGAAUAACAGAGAAGAGUUAUAGCUCACCCAGGAGUACUUCAAAGCCGAUCAAUCUGACAAAUCUCCUUUUGCUGCAACAAUUUAAACCAAGUAAGAAAAAUAAUAGAAAGAAGGGUGCUUGCCUGUUAGUCGGUUUUCUCUUUGAAGAAAAGAUAAACGUAUCGCAUUAAACAGAUAGAGCAAAAGUUUGGAAGUCCGUCUGGCAUUGUUGGCUGGACCUUUUCUCAUAAAUUAAUGAAAUCCAGUCCUCCCAACAAAAACAGGCUUUUGAGGUUGAUCUCUACGUUUCUCCCUGCCCGGGAGAAAUUUCAUCAGUCAAAAAAAAAAUGUUCUGACUGAUUUAUAUCUGAAUAAGCUUCUUUUGAGGCGGGAGCCCGUCUCAAAAGCAGGCACAAGCGAAGUCACCCUUCCCGGAAGUCACAUUCAUUCACAUUGCUUGAUGGGAAGACUGAAUGUGUGGUUCCACUGAAAACUUUUUCAUUUUCAGCCAUAAUUAUGUUAAGAGCAAAAUCCAGUUGGGAUCCUUCUGGUCACAGCAGGGAUUUUGAUCCAUCUGCUAAUGGAAAAGGAGUAUAAGCCUCACGAAACCCCAUGAAAAUCUGCUCCAGAGAGUUGAAGGACCUUCCAGAGCAAAGUGGAAAGAUGUGCGAACUCCAGAGGAAGUAACAACUGGCAAAAAUUGCCUUUCCUCCUCCUCUUCUGUUAUCAGACACCUCCACUAGAUCAAAUGUCUUUCCAUGAGUGGAAAGGGACCAAUUGGAUUCAACCAAUUUUCUUCACACUUGAAAGCCAUUGCUUCAUGUUGCAGUCAUCAAAGUGAUGAAUAUGCAUGUGUGAACCAGCCAAUAGAGAUUUGGGUAAAAGGAGUGCUAGUUGAAUUUAACUGUGUUGACUUGUGUCUGCACAGGACAGUAUACUGUGAUGUCAAGGUCAAAUAAUAGAGACUGUGCUCUAGUUACCAGUCCCUGCACUUAUGAUAUGCUUGCCAUUCUAAAUGGUCUUUUGUUCUGGUGUCCACUGCCACCACUCCCUGAAUUGCAGAGGGCUUGCAAUAAUCAUUUGAACCUGGUGAUCAAGAUUAAAAUCUUCAGUGUGACUGUUUACUCCAGAUAAGCUGGCUGCCUGCAAUUGAGCAACUACACUGACAUUUGCACAGAUGGGCAUCUGAUGCCUAGGAUAUGAUGGAGGAGCUGUAUCACUGUGGGGGGGGGUUGGUUUGGUUUGGUUUGGUUUGGUUGACUUACCCAUAAGAAGGUUGGUUCUCCUAAAAUAAUACAAGGUAUUGUAUCUACCUUGUGCUAGAUAUAAUAGCAAAUGAAUGACCUGGGAAAGGACUUUGUGAUGGUUUUGCAUCAUUUUUUUAAUGUCACAUCCAAAGUCCUCUGUUUAAUUUUGUGCGGGAAGAAUCUGCUUGAGAAGACAGACUUUUCAUGGCUCCAUAAGAGGCAAUAUUAACAAGCCACUAGAAGUGUCAACAACAUAUAAGUUUGUGCACUUAAAGCUAACAAAGCAUCAUGUUUGAGAAAUCUUGCUAUCUCUAGCCCUCUGAAAACGGGGGGAGCUUGGGAUUUGAACAUGAAAUGUAUAAUUGUGUUCUGAAUGUACAUACCAAAUUUCAUUCUGAGAUCUUGACAUUCAAGGCAUAUAUUGCAUUGCAUGCUAUGUUCUUUUUUUUUAAAGUUCUUUCACUUUAUUUGCAGAGCCAUAGGCCAUCGCACAAGUCCAACACACAUUCUGUUUUAAAAUAAGCAAAGCUAAAAACAGUUAAUAUUAAAAAGCCAAAACAGUCCAUUUGAAAUUAAGAAAGAGUAAUACAGUUCACAAUAAAGGAUCAUUAUAAACUAAAAACAGCUCCGAAGGGCCGUAUAGGGCUUAUCAGACCAUGAUCAUAUAAAAGAGCUUUAUGGAUAUUACUGUUACCACGUAGAGCCCCCAAAAGUGUCAGUUCGAUAUAUAAUUUGCUCGUAGUUUUUGAGCUGCCAGGGCAAAUAAGGACACUCUAUGCGUAAUAUAGGCUUCUACGUCAGACAUCAGGCAACAUAUUUUUUUCACGAUCUGAGACCAGGUACUGACUUGCCAGCAAGCCCUUCAAAUACUUUGCUUGAGGAUUCAAGUAAAUAGGACAAGACAACAGAUAACGGGGAAGGUCCUCCACCUCCAAUGUUCCGCAUACGCAGAGUCUCUGAGCCCAUGGCAUCCCAGAAAAAUGACCUUCCCUUACCGCAUUUGGCAUGGUAUAGAAGCGAAGCGCCGUAAAUGCCUGCCUAAGAAUUACAGGGAUAGACAGAGUCAAAUAUGCUGCUCUGGCGUGAUCAAGUUUAAAAAGCCAGUACCAGCGAGAAGCUCUAGAGUUAAUCAAAGUCAGUCUGCCUAAAUAGGCACAAUGUCGGUAGAUAGCAUCACAUAGCUUCAUUUUAUUAGCUAGAAGGGAAGAAUCCUGAGGCAAUAUAUGAUAAACUUGGAGUAGGUUGUCUGUUCUUAUACUCCAUAGCCUAACACCAGCAGCCUGAUCAAAACAGAGAUUUAAAAAUAUUUUGGCCGGUGAUUCUUUUAUGGAUCUCCGAAUAUUAACAAGAAUAUUAUGUAUACAGACUCUAAGCAGGGGAAGCCCCACUUCUGCUCGAAGCGACGCAGCUGGAGUACCAGGGGGUAAUGCCAGAAGUCUUCUCAAGAAGUUAUUUUGAAUAACCUCUAGGCUAGCAGUACAGGUUUCGUCCCAGCCCCAUACUGCUGCUCCAUAUGUAAUCUGGGGGAUAACCUUGCACUGGAAGUUUUUUAAAGCGGGCUCAAUUAGGUUACCACCCACCGUACGAUAAAAUUUAAGGAUAGUCCUGUAAGUUCUUGCUGCUAAUGCUUUGGUCAUUUCUAAAUGCUUUUUCCAAGAAAGUGUAUCAGAAAAAUGUACUCCCAGAUAUUUAAAGGAUCGACAUUGUUCAAGUUGGUGCUCAGCUAUUGCCCAUUUGGACUUGACAUACCUUUUACCAAAUACCAGCACUUUUGUCUUCUCAUAGUUAAUCUGUAACUUUUCCUUAAUACAAUAGUCCUCAAGUUUUCGUAUAAUUCUCCGGAGACCGAUACAAGUAAUAGAAAGUAAAAUCAUAUCGUCUGCAUAUAAAAGAAUAGAGAUUUUCCUGCUUCCAAAGGGGGGGGGGAAUUCUGGGCCAGAUAGUUCAGAAACAAUGCCAUGAAGGUAAAGGUUGAUGCCAUUAAGGUAAAGCCAUUAAGGUAAAGCAUGCUAUGUUACAUCUUUCCUGCCUCGCCCCGUGAAAAUGAGAGCAAGGAUUUCACUCAUGAAAUGCAGAAUGUUGAUAAUCUUAUGUGUACUGUUUUAU